CGGGAGGGGGGUGGUUGUGGGGGGAUGGACCGGGCUCGGCGGCCGCAGCGGCAGGAGCCGGUGCUUGAGCGCGAGCGACGGCGCUGGCGGAGACGCCGGCUGCUCCUCCCCUCCCCGCCGCUUUUCCUAAAACGAUUCCAGAACACCUUAGAAGUGCUUGAGGAAGAGUGAUAAAGGCAAGCAUGAAGCCUUCGCCUCAAAGCUGCAUGUGUAGUUACUGUUGAAGCAAUGCCUACCUAAUUUGACAGUCUUGGUGUGUUUAAAAAUUUUUGAGUUUGCAAAUAAUCGUAUUAAGUCUACUGAUGGAGCCUUCGGGCAGUGAACAGUUAUUUGAGGACCCUGAUCCUGGAGGCAGAUCCCAAGAUGCAGAGGCCAGAAAGCAGACAGAAUCAGAACAAAAGUUGUCUAAAAUGACCCAUAAUGCUUUGGAGAACAUUAAUGUGAUUGGCCAAGGCUUGAAGCAUCUCUUCCAGCACCAGCGCAGGAGGUCAUCAGUGUCUCCACAUGAUGUGCAACAAAUUCAGGCAGACCCAGAACCUGAAAUGGAUCUAGAAAGCCAGAACGCGUGUGCUGAGAUUGAUGGUGUCCCCACCCACCCCACAGCUCUGAAUCGUGUCCUGCAGCAGAUCCGAGUGCCACCCAAGAUGAAGAGAGGGACGAGCUUGCAUAGUAGGCGGGGCAAGCCAGAGGCCCCAAAGGGAAGUCCCCAAAUCAACAGGAAGUCUGGCCAGGAGAUGGCAACUGUUAUGCAGUCCGGCCGACCCAGAUCUUCAUCCACUACUGAUGCUCCUACCAGCUCCACUGUGAUGGAAAUAGCUUGUGCUGCUGCUGCUGCUGCUGCUGCGUGUCUGCCAGGGGAUGAGGCAUCUGCAGAACGGAUCGAGCGGUUGGAAGUAAGCAGCCUCCCCCAGACUUCCAGUGCGGUGGCCUCCAGCACUGAUGGCAGCCUCCACACAGACGCUGUGGAUGGAACACCAGACCCUCAGCGCACAAAGGCUGCUAUUGCUCACUUGCAGCAGAAGAUCCUGAAGCUCACAGAACAAAUCAAAAUUGCACAAACAGCCCGGGACGACAACGUUGCCGAGUACCUGAAGCUUGCCAACAGUGCGGACAAGCAGCAGGCCGCCCGUAUCAAGCAGGUUUUUGAGAAGAAGAACCAGAAAUCUGCCCAGACCAUCCUCCAACUACAAAAGAAGCUUGAGCACUACCAUAGGAAGCUCCGAGAGGUGGAGCAGAAUGGGAUCCCCCGGCAGCCAAAGGACGUCUUCAGGGACAUGCACCAGGGUCUGAAGGAUGUGGGAGCAAAGGUGACCGGCUUCAGUGAAGGUGUAGUGGACAGUGUUAAAGGUGGACUCUCCAGCUUCUCCCAGGCAACCCAUUCAGCAGCAGGGGCCGUGGUCUCUAAGCCCAGAGAGAUCGCUUCACUAAUUCGGAAUAAGUUUGGCAGCGCAGACAAUAUCCCUAACCUGAAGGACUCUUUAGAGGAAGGGCAAGUGGAUGAUGCGGGAAAGGCUUUGGGAGUAAUUUCAAACUUUCAGUCCAGCCCCAAAUAUGGUAGUGAGGAAGAUUGUUCUAGUGCCACGUCAGGCUCAGUGGGAGCCAACAGCACCACUGGAGGCAUUGCUGUAGGAGCAUCCAGCUCCAAAACAAACACCCUGGACAUGCAGAGCUCAGGAUUUGAUGCACUACUACAUGAGAUCCAGGAGAUCCGGGAGACCCAGGCCAGACUAGAGGAAUCCUUUGAGACCCUCAAGGAACAUUAUCAGAGGGACUACUCCUUAAUAAUGCAGGCCUUACAGGAGGAGCGAUAUAGAUGUGAACGAUUAGAAGAACAACUAAAUGACCUAACAGAGCUCCACCAGAAUGAAAUCUUGAACUUGAAGCAGGAAUUGGCCAGCAUGGAAGAGAAAAUUGCAUAUCAGUCCUAUGAACGGGCUCGGGACAUUCAGGAGGCCCUGGAGGCGUGCCAGACCCGCAUCUCCAAGAUGGAGUUGCAGCAGCAGCAGCAGCAGGUGGUACAGCUGGAAGGGCUGGAGAAUGCCACUGCCCGGAACCUUCUGGGCAAACUCAUCAACAUCCUCCUGGCGGUCAUGGCAGUCCUUCUGGUCUUUGUCUCCACGGUAGCCAACUGCGUGGUUCCCCUCAUGAAGACUCGCAACAGGACGUUCAGCACUUUAUUCCUUGUGGUUUUCAUUGCCUUUCUCUGGAAGCACUGGGAUGCCCUCUUCAGCUACGUGGAACGGUUCUUUUCCUCCUCCAGAUGAUGCUGGCACAAGAAGGCAGUGCUCCCCUACCCUCUGGCGAGUGCAUGCGGCGAAGAAUUAGACAGCAACUUACCUACUCUGAAGUUUUCUACAACAACAAAAGAGUUGAGUGAAUCUGUUUACAUUUAGAAUAAUGUUUUUUUCUUCAAAAGACGCAAUUGCAAUAGUAUUUUUUAGAUUUUAUCCAAGAAGUUUUUUGGGCAAAAAUCUUGGAUCAUUUUUAUGUAGCAUGAUUUUCCUUGGGAUGCAGAUCUUAAACAGUCCUUUAACAUGAACCAACAAUCUGGAGCACACUGAAGGGCAUUCUAAAUUGUGGCUUGAAGGACUGCACUAAAAUCCACUAAAAAGAUGCGAAAACCUGAUUAGGGAAACCAGUUAAACCUAACACCCUGCCUUGUCUGGGCUCAUCACCUCUCCCCCUCCCAGACUAACUUUACUGUGAAGUCCUACCACAUUCCAUGUCUGAAUUUCUGGAUUCAGGGUGGAUUUUCCUUGUCCGUGGAAGAACACAUGGAUCUCCCUGGCUUUCUCACCCAAGUUGGCCACUCAUGGUAACCCUGGAAGUAUGAUCACUUUUGAACCUGGUCCCUUAACCUUUGCUAGGAUACACAAGUGAGAGCAUCACGCCCCAAAGGAUCACUGCACAGUCCUACUACAGUAUUUUGAAGUAGCCCUCUAAAUACUUAACUUUAAGCAAAUCCCAUGGCCGCACUUUUAAGGUUUUUUUAAAUAUGUGUAUAGUCACCAAUUUAAAAAACAAAAAAUCUGAACAGCAUACUUGAAGAAUGUAAUACUCAAACUCUCAGUGCUUCCUUAUGGUUUCUAAUAGGAUUUUUUAUUAUUGUUAUUAUUAUUAUUGGGUUUUUUUGGAAAGGGUUGGGAGGGUCUUUUAUUUUUUCCUUUGAAAUAAAGAAGUGAUGUUUUUAAAUGAAGAAAUGUGUGGAUAUUUAAGUGUGCUGCUCCCUUUUGUCUUGAAACAAUUUGAGUAAAGGAACACUUGCUGUAAAUGCCACCCUCUGACACCCUUGUUUUGAGACCCAGCUUAAACUCCAUCCUCUGGCUGCUGCUCCUGCUUUUUGGUGUCCUGCCACCCCACACCACCACUUUAUGGGCUUGGCUUGGUUGGAGAGGAAAGGGGUGCGCAGGGAGAGGGGGAGGCUGUUUCCACAAGCCAGCAUGAUAGGGUAGAGAUUUUUUUUGCCCCAACAAUAUGUUUACCCAGUGACUUUGGGCUGGGAUUAUCUGUAGGAAAAAUUGAGACUGUACUAUGAGAGUCAUAAAUAAUUCCUUGUGUUUUCUUAGUUCAUUUUUUAACACCCCCUAAUUACUGAAACCAAAGUGAUGUGGAAUCUUCUGUCUGCAUUUUGGGCCCAGCAUCUUUAAUUUCAAAGCUUUAUUCUGUCUGCCCAAGAGAAUCAACUGAAGGUGAUUUCUCCCUAAAGAGCAGAAAAGCAAAUGUCAGGUUAGAAGGACUCACGUUUGGGGUGUAAAAUGUUGUCAGCGUCCUCUUCAUCUAAACUGACUUGUUAACAUAACUAUGCUCAGUGGACCUUUAUAGACAGUUUAGAAAAAUGGACUGAGCCUUCUUCGCCAUCCUAUAACCAGUUCUACCAUCCUGGCGGAACUUGGGCUUUUAGAGCCUAUCUAGAAAGCUUGGCCAACCUUUUCGUAUUCAUAGUAUUGAAUCACAAAUGCUGUUGCCUCUUGGCCUCUGUUCUGUGCAACCAGGUGAUGAGCAAGGGGCACAUACUUUGCCCUGAAAAGAGUAGCAAAGCAUGCCCUGCCCAUCUCCCCUAUACCAGGAAAUUCUUCUGGAGCUGGGUUAACACUGCCUGUCUGUCUGAGAGGAUGGCUUACAUGACAGCUCCAGCCUCCUGUGGCUUGGCAGGCUGGCCUUCUCAGAAACAGCAUGUUGUUUCCAUAAUCAUUUUCAUAUUUUAACUCAGGUACCCCAAUCUUCACUCCAUCCCCCAAUGAUUGUAGUACACCUGUUAGCUCUGUUGACCUCUCAAAAUCAGUGCCCAGAGCAGGCACCACAGGGGUGAUUUUUCUUUUAAAAAAUAAUUGGAGCCAAUUUAUGUUCAGGCCAAAAACAAAUUGUUCUCAAGCCUAUGUAUUUACAAUGUUAACUUUGCCUAAAGGUAUUGCAGUGACUUUAGGCAGAAGUGCCAAAGGACACCAUGACCUUGUCGAACUAGCACAGUUUUUCCUAAUUUUGUGCUUUAGUGAGGGAAAGACAGUCCCACAAAGUUAUUGGAAAGAUGCUCUAGCCACAAUCCUCCAGUUUUUCUAAGACAGAACUUCUGAGUCCCGUGAACUGUGUAGAGACUACGAAGUAUUGUGGGCACUGGAAGUCACUGGCUAGAUGGAUUGAAAUUGUUCCCAUUUGCCUUGGGACAGUUUCUGUCAAAGGAAGGUUUUCACCUCUGGAAAGCCCCCUGAGCUCCCAGCCAAACAGGCCCGCGCUGACUGUCCGUCCUCCAUUCUCAAAAUGUCCUCGGAAGGACCUCCAGGCUAGGUCAGGCACGGUAAUGGCUUUCUAGAUCUCUUGUCCCUUGAUUAUUCACCAGGCCCAACAGUUGUCUGCAUUUAAUGCUGUUUGUAACCGUGCAUCUAUUUUCUUGCCUUCCUUCCACUUUGUGCUGCCUAUACCUGUUGCCUUUGAGCUUCUUUGCAUUGUGGCUGUUCCUGGGUUCUCUUAUCUAUUCAAAGCUCUUCUAUAACCUCGCUCUAAUGGUUUAACAGUUCUGUGGAUGGAAACUUGUCACUCUAAUGCUUCUUCUCUUUUAAAGACUACAAGCAUUCCAUUUGAAAUGAAGCAUUCCUGGAUUACUGGUUAGUGCUGGUGUGUGAGGCUGACUAUGGUAGCCUGGGUGACUCUGUUCAGGUUGUAGAGUGACUAACAUUUACCUUUUUUUAUGAUAGUUGAACAGCACUUCUGUCUGCUCCAAUUUCAGUUCUUUGGAAAGAUAUUCAGUGCAUCCUAGCAAGGAAGGCUUCCUAUUCCACUGGCUCCUUAAGAAGCAAAAGUAGGUUAAAUUUUACACUUGCCUGGCUGGGUGGGGUUUUCUCUCUCCCCUGUACCCCCUCCACCCAAUUGAGGUAAAAAUCUGAUACGAAGAAAAACUCAGAUCAAGCCUUCCUUGCUAGCCAUGUCGUAACAAUGAGCAUAAUUUGCAUGUGGUCUUUGCUGUAUUUGGUUUUGUUUCUGAUUUCAUAUUCCUUUGAGGUACAGUCAGAUGAAAUGCUUAAUUCCAAGUGAGCUCCAGUGAGGAGCUGCCUUUCAACCUCAGAAAAUGUGCAUCCAAAACAAAACCAAAUAUUAUCAAAAAACUGACACAGGUAAAAUUAUGGUUCCCACCCCCACGUGAAGCUGGGGAUUUUGAACGUGGCUCUAAGAGUUAACAUUUCUGUCUGUGUGUCGUGUAUGCUGGGUGAUGCCCUCAGUAGGAUUGACUACUAGACUGUAAGUGUGUUUUAUCAAAGUGUGUAAGAAUAAAAACUCACUUGCACGAAUUGAAAAGUACAGAAAUGACACUUGUGAACGUGUGAACAUUAACACUGUAGUUGAUAGAUCUUAAGCUGCUAAUUGUUGAGAGAGAAUUACAUUUUUGUUUUGUCUGGUUGCUGCAGAUUCUCAGCAGCACUUUUACUGUACAUACAAAUUGAAAUAAAGACCUCAGCUAUUAACGAGGUGGUUGGACUCGG
Messenger RNA from Orcinus orca (killer whale), 5972 nucleotides. It is a transcript of the gene TMCC1, whose product is annotated as transmembrane and coiled-coil domain family 1. Gene Ontology annotation, cellular component: endomembrane system. Lineage: Eukaryota; Metazoa; Chordata; Mammalia; Artiodactyla; Delphinidae. Gene Ontology annotation, biological process: endosome membrane tubulation; endosomal transport; membrane fission. The record is from RefSeq and is a predicted model, not a curated record. The transcript is spliced from 6 exons. The coding region runs from base 303 to 2264 and encodes 653 amino acids.